Pseudovirgaria hyperparasitica is the source of this 1864-nucleotide messenger RNA. RefSeq names its product WLM-domain-containing protein. The transcript has a single exon. The record is from RefSeq and is a predicted model, not a curated record. NCBI's taxonomy places the organism in Eukaryota, Fungi, Ascomycota, Dothideomycetes, Acrospermales, Acrospermaceae. Bases 50 to 1441 code for a protein of 463 amino acids.
CUCCUACGACCCACCUUCUACCACCGGCCAGAACCACAACCCCCCAACGAUGCCGCUCGGCUUCGAGCGUCUCAACGAACGCACCACCCGCCCCAACCCACUCAUAAACUUCAUAAAGCCACUGCCCGGCCCAUCCUCCACAACCGCACACUCCAUCCUCUCGCGCAUCGCGGCGCAAUGCGUGCCCGUCAUGCGAACGCACCACAUCGCCGUCAUGGCCCUCGAGGAAUACCCCCCUAAUCCCGAAUUCGUGGGGCGCAACUUCAACGCCGGGGAGGUCAUACAGCUGGUUCUGAAGGACAGGGCUGGGCGGUGGCUGCCGUUCAGACAUGUGCAGAUGGUCAUGAUGCAUGAGCUGGCGCAUUGCAAGGAGAUGAAUCAUAGCAAGGCGUUCUGGAAGGUGCGCGAUGCGUAUGCGGGCGAGAUGAGGGCGCUGUGGGAGAGGAGGUAUACCGGGGAGGGACUGUGGGGUGUGGGCAGGGAUUUGAAUGGGGAGGUGAGCGAGAGGGAUGGCGGGGUGGAGUUGGAUGUGCCGGAGAACUUGUGUGGGGGUACGUUCAGGACGAGGCGGAGGAAGAGAAGGAGAGGUGGGAAGGGGGGUGGGAAGGAGGGCGAGUUGACCUAUGCGGAGAAGAAGCAGAGGAGGAUACUAAGGAAGUUUGGCGCUGGUGGGGUGGCCCUAGGCGCGGACGAUAUUAAGAAAGAGGAGCUUCAAGGUGGGAAGAUGGUCAAGGGGAAACCGAGAGUUGCGGGCAGUGCGAGGGGACGAGAGCUUAGGGCUGCGGCUGCGUUGGCGAGAUUCGACCAGGUCAAGAAAGAAGAAGUCCAUGUCAAAAAGGAGGAGUCCGAGACAGAAUCCGACUCAGACUACGGUGAUGUCGAAGAAAUGGAGGAUACGGCUCUUGACCUGGACGGCAAGCAGAUGACGGAUUCCAACGGCCACGGCAUGGUGAAGAUCUGCGAAGACGAAGACGAGCAAGACGACAACGCGAAAAGAGAAAUGGCUGAACUGUAUGCUGCCAACGGUCAACUUGCCAUGAGAAAGCGACAAAACCAAGCUCCAAACUCACCCAGUAAUCAAGCUCAGCCUAAAAGCAGACCAGCAGCAACAAAAGCCACCAAGAAGCCCCCUGAAUCGAAGCCAAAGUCUGAACCUCGAACCGAAACACGAAAACCUACUGUACCCACCAAAUCCAAGCCUUCAAAACCAAACACCACCGCGAACCCUGAGCCCACCCAUCGAUCUACACGCGAAUGCCCAACCUGCUCCCUCCUCAACGACCCCGGCUCCCUGACAUGUCUAGCGUGCGCCAACGUCCUCGACACAAGACUCCUCCCCAUCCACUGGCGCUGUCAAUCCCUACAGUGCCGCGGCGGCGCAUACAUCAACUCCGGGGAUACCGGCAUGUGCGGUAUCUGCGGAGCUGCAAAACCUCCUUGAACGCCAUCUCGGUUGUACUAGUGGACCUGCCACAUCAAUUACCAUAACUCUCAUCAUAUGUCUUGGUAUUCAACAUCCGCAGAAGAUGUUCGAGACGUCGUAACUCGUACGCAUGGAUUCGCACCAUUUAUGUGUGCGUACGAGGAUAUCCGUCAAGUAAACUCCUCAUUACGAGUACCACUGUGUCCGAAGCUUGCUUGCUGCUCUUAGUAGUAUAAGCCGACUGUCGGGCCAACUCCAGUCCAUCCAACUAUACCAAUGGCUGUAAGCAGUCUCAGCGCCCAAUGCAUGUGUUGGCAUAUAAGGCACCGUCAUUCGCGCAAGCAAGGGAUGUUUUUGUGGUAGAUAAGUACAUGUAGUAUCGGUCCUCCUGAGAGAUAUACAUAUAUCCAUACAUAUACACAUAAAUAUAAUGAUUUUACC